This is a messenger RNA of Symbiodinium necroappetens, 2605 nucleotides long. The record is from the annotation of a GenBank genome assembly. Lineage: Eukaryota; Dinophyceae; Suessiales; Symbiodiniaceae.
GAGCGACCUGGAUGUGCGGUCACUGGUCUUGCAGCAGCCUGACUUCACUUUCCUAAAGUCUCGAGAGUUUUUCCUCUCCGAGACCGCCUCCUGCGAUCGGCCCAUGCAUGACGUGAAGCUGCUGAAGGUGAAGAAGUCCUCUGCAGCGCGGCGGGCGCAGCUCGCGCAGCGCUUCCGGGUGAAGCAGGCGAAGACCAUGCUUCAAGCAGCCGCGCAGAACAAGCUCUCGACCCAAACAGUCCAAGACGCUCUGCUUGGAGUCCCGGGAGAGGAGGAGCACGUGCCCGCUGUAGAGCUGCACAUGUAUCCAGAGGACCCUCAAAACGCAAGCUCGCACUGGCGGGUGCUGCUGGUGCCGACGACCAGAGAUGCCUUCAAGACGUGGUACUUGUGCCAACCCGCACCUUCCUCGCCACAAUGCGUUGCAAAGCUACCCUUUGAGCCAGUGCCUUUUUACCUCAGCUCUCUGGCCGGAAACUGGUAUUCUUCUUUGGACCGACACCGCUCAUCCCCAUCCUGCCUCCUUCUCGCGAUGGAGGUCAUUCUCGCAUGUGGCUCGUCAGUGCUUGUUGCUCUCGCUCUACUUGCCGGCUGUGCGAUGCUCAAGACGCGCGAAGGUGAUGGGCAAGAUGGUAGAGGUGAUGCAGAGGGUAAGGCUUCUGUCUUCAUUGCAGAGGACUGGUCCUUUCCCUGCAACUGCUGCUUGACGCAGCAUGCGCAUCUGCCCCACGGCCACAGCUUUCAGUACCGCGAUAGCGGUGUGCAGGUGGAAGGUGAGCCCCUGGAUGCGGGGAGUUGCAUCGUGGUGCAGGAAGCGCAGCGAGGCAAAGUAUCGCUACCUCUCAGCUUCUCUGUGUUCAAAGGAGACUGGGCAGAAGUUGUGAAGACACUGCUUGGCAAGCCGACGGAAAAGUUGUGGGGUCGUGUGGAAGACCCCGCCGGGUGGCUCCUCCUUGCCAAGGAGGGCGAUGGCCUGCAACGGGUUGUGGAGGCAGAGGCCAAGCCCAAAGCAGUUUUUGCCCCCCAUGCCGACUUAGUGCCUCCGCUCCCUGUGUUUCUAAGAAGCACUCUGGUCAUGUUGUCAGUGCAUGUGACGUCGCAGUGGAUUUUGGUCGAAUACUUCACCAGGAUGUAUUCCUUUCCUGCAUUGAUGUAUUUGGUUUUCAGUACAGUGUCCACGCACAUUCUGGUGAUGCUGGAGCGUUAUAAAACCUGCGUGCUCGGCAUGCAAUACGAUGAAGUUUUGCAGACCAAGCGCCACUUGCUGCGAUUGAGGACGGCAAACAUGAAGAUUCUCAUAGUCUUUGGGGUUCUCCAGGCCUCCAUCAUGGGCACCAUUUUGGCAAAGCUGACUGUUGCAUCCAGCAAGCAGCUGGUGACCGAAAUGGGUUUCCUGGCAGGCCUUGCUUUGCAUGCCAAGGCGAUGUAUGACACCAGCGCGGUGCGGCAGAAGUGGCGUGAGCCACAGCUGGCAAGCAAGGAGAUCUACACAGCCGCCCUGGAAACAAUGCCGAGCACCUCUACAAGACCAAUAACUCUUAGCAGCCAGAGAGCACGGAACCUUUCCUCGCUGUGGCGGGUGACACUUGCGGUAGUUAUCAUAGCUUUGAUGCUGGUCGCACGCAUCACGCUGGAUGUGCUGCAGCUGCGGGGAGAGCUUGUGGGCUACAGCAUUUCUCGAGGAAAACUCGUGUACCCAGCUUGUAGCCAGGCCUUUCACAACACGUUCCUCCUGGACCAGAACGCGGACUCCUUUACUCUGGAGUUGCAGCUGGGAGACUUCACGCAAGGUGUGCGGAUUGAGCUGGUGCACCCUCUCCUCGCAAAUCAGGAGAACGCGAGCGAGCCUCUUUUCGUGAACGCAUCGGGUGAGGAGAAGUUGUCACUUCCGAGUGGGCCUCUGUAUUCUCAGCUGAGGCUCCAUGCAAUUGGAGAUUAUGCCAAUACCACUUAUCUGAUUCACAUCCUGCGUGUGGGCGAGGCCAUCUCAAUCAACCUCUCUGCCACCUUCAACGAAGCCAGGUAUCCAGAAUUGGCAGGCGUGGUAUUCCAGGAGGAACGCCGACUGCAGUACCAGCUGAAGCACCGCCUGUGGUACGUCCCAGACAUCGACCUCUCAGAUAAAGCCGCCCUGCUGGUGACGAUGACUUCCAUGGUGCUUGCGCCCAUGAUCUCUGCCUCGCAGGAGGGCGUCGUGGCAGCCGCUGCAAUCCCAAGCCUGGGCCAGAAGUGCCAGUGUGAGCAGUCACCAGGCCAGCAAAGCAACUGUGUCGCAGAAAAAGAAGUGCGCGUGGGUAACGCGACCUUCUGCAUCUACCAGCACAGCGCAGAGCAGGCAAUCUACCCGAACCGAGGAGAUGCCGGAGUGGCUGGGAAGGACAGCAGCAUCCUCCAGUGGCUGCAGGAUACCCGGUUCAGUGGGAAAUGGGUCCGCUUGACUCCCGGAUCGGACUUCAACGCCGAAACCUCCGGAAAUCACAGUUUGAGUACACGCUUCCGGCUGACCGGUACGCUCCAGACAUUGAGGGAUGACAACCGAGCUAUACAGAUCGUGGCGACCCAGGACAUGACGAACUCCGAAGCUUUGGAGGUACAGGUCAUGGUA